Messenger RNA from Microbotryum saponariae, 5948 nucleotides. The record is from the annotation of a GenBank genome assembly. NCBI's taxonomy places the organism in Eukaryota, Fungi, Basidiomycota, Microbotryomycetes, Microbotryales, Microbotryaceae.
AUGCCGGAUCCGCCCGGCGCCGAUGCGCCCCCGCCCGAGGACCUAUUGGGUGGUAAUGGCGCAAGUGAUUCAUCACUCAACACGCAAACGCGUGAAGCGGUCACUGGAGGAACCGCGAAUCCUCCAGCUUGGUCGCCCGAGGCAACUCAGGUCCGGUUGGACCAUGAGAAGCUGAUGAAGAAGACCUUCCAAGUGCUCGGGAUUGUUCCCUCCAGCAAGUCGACCCGCCGACUGAUGGUCCUGAUGCACGACGCCUCGACCCCGCCUUCGCAGGCGCCAGCGCUCGCACGAGCCGCCCAAAGAGCGGUGCGAAACGACGCAGCCCCGGCCUCCAAUGUGAUUCGAGUCAUUAUGGAUGGUCCUGGAUCACCCAGAGGUCCUGUACAGACCGCGCUGCGCAAGCACUUUGGAUUGGCCGAGACGCCGUUCAUGUUCGCGCGGCCCGAGGGCGUCGUGCUUGACCCCGAGGUCGAGAAGCUUUUCUCGAAAUGCGUGAAGCUGAACCCGAUUGUGACGAAAGCCACGAAGAGGUUCCCGAUCGCUCGUCACAUGUACGAGCUUGUAUUCGAAUCCGAGCAAGCUUGUCUUGAAGCCGCUUCAGCGGGCCCAUUCCCCUACCACGGCAAGGAGAUGGUUACCGAGCUCCCCAGCGCCUCUCCCCUUAACCACGUCGUGCAGGUGCGAUUCACCUUGCCCUCCUCCUCCAGCGCGAUCCCCGCUUCCGUGCUCCGAAAAUCUCUCGAUGAUGCUAUCACCCUUUCGUUCGGCCGCGCAGGUCGCACGCAAGGUUAUACCCUGAUGCAAUUACAGCGGGGCCUCGCGGUCGAUCCGAAUGGUGAUCCGAUGGCCAUGACCGAAGACGGGUUCCACUGCGCGUACCUUCGCUUACAUGCUGAUCUUUUCCAAGGCUCCAUCGAGACGCAGAAGGGUGCGCUCAACGCCGCUUUGCCACAAGAGAUCGAGAUCCUGGGCGCCAAGUACGGCUUGCGACACGAAUUCGAGACGCACUACUGCGCGGUGUGCGAUCGCGCCGGACACCAGUGGGGCGCUUGCAGGAAGCCGGUUUCGACUCCGGCCACCGCCGCCCCUGUUCCGGGGGCCUCGACCUCGACUUCGACUUCGACCACCGGCUUCCGAGUUGCUGGAAAGAAUGGGAAGCACGGUGGGCCUGCCGCAUUGAACUCUCGUGUCUCUGGCGCGAACAUGAUCCAGCUGGGACCUCGUGCUAACCCCGCAGGUGCAGUAACCGCCAACAAGGACGACGCGAACGACGGCGACGACGAGUCGGUCGUUUCGACCGAACCGGAGGGCGGCGACACUGGGGAAGAGACGUCGACGCGUGCGACCCUGGGCUCAACAAAGGAGACGCAGACGACGACGGCGGCGCCCGUUUCGACCCCGACCUCUCCUUCGCCUUUGUCCGGUGGCACGUCGGGAUCAUCGGCAACCUCGACAACCUCGAUAGCCUCGACGAGUCCUCGACGCCUUCGUUCGAGCUCGGCACCCGGCAACCGACGUGUCACCCGGGCGGGAUCCGCCAUGAUCCUCGGUGCAUCAGGGGGUGAUGGCUCAGGGGGUCACAGGUCCGAGGUGACCGAAUUCGAGGGGGGCGGCGCUGAACUGAUUUAAUCAUGAUUGAGUCACUCACCGUGUUGACGUUCAACGUCCGAUCGAUGAAGAACGCAGUCAACCAAGUCAAAAUCAUCCGUUAUCUCAAAACCCUUCGGCCGGCCCCUGCGGCCAUCCUCCUGCAAGAGCACCACCUCAGCUACAACGCGUCGCGCGAAGGCUUCGAGAGUGCUUGGCCGGGGGCUUGUAUUCGUUUCACUCCUCAUGUCCUUACCCUCAUACCCGAUGGCUCACCUUUGGCGGGCCAUCUCCUUUCCUCUACCCCGGUCGUCUUUGCAGGAGCUCCUCGUUUCGACGGUCGGAUUCUGCGCUCGGUGUUUCGUCUUGAGGAGCUCGAUGUCGAGAUCAUCAACAUGUACGCGCCGGUGCAGGAGGACGAUCGUCGCGACUUUUUCGGGCUUCUGCACUUCAACGCCCCGAGACCCAAGAUUCUUCGGAUCUUGGCCGGCGAUCUCAACGAUUGUCCGGAUGUAUCGGUCGACCGAGUGUCCAUCACCGAUCGCGCUUGGACUCCUGUAUCGCACUGGCAGACCUUGCUGUCAAAGAUCGCGUUCAAGGCACUCGACACGGUCCGACAUGUCCAUCCUUGCACCCCUGCAUUCACUCGUCCUCACUACCGUGGUAGAGGGGAAGAGCGAAAGAUUUGCUCGUGGUCGCAGAUCGACUAUAUUCUUGUCCAAUGCAGUUGGGCGAACCGGUUGUUGAGCGCUUCUACGCUCUUCGAUGCGCCCUGUUCGGACCACAGACCUGUAGUUGCGACUUUCGCUUUGCCUACAUCGAACGCUGAUGCCGAACCCCCCCUUUCUCUUCCCUCCACGAGCGAUUUCAUUUCGAGGCUCAACCCAAUGGUCUUUGACGAUCAAGACUUUGUCGCAUCGAUUCCCGGGGUCGUCGACGAGGUCUAUCAAAGGCUCGAGGGGACCGCUCCGCUCGGCGACGUCUAUGACGCCGCUCUGCGGGCGGUUGCAGUCGCUGGCCAUGCACGAUACCGCUCGACUCGUGCCGACAUGCGCCGACUGCGGGCCGAGAGCCAAUCCGUCAUGGAGGCUUUGGAGGCACGCGGUGAGCACAUGAAUGAGGCCGAGCGCGAUGCGUAUGCUCUUGCCAAGUCGCGGUUGGACCAGUUGGCGGUAAAGGAGGCUCAGUGGCUGCGCAUUCGUGCGCAUGUGCCGUCAGUCGACUCGAGGGAAGGUCAAUCGGCAAGCAUUCGCAUGCGCCUCAACCGCCGGAGUCGCCAGACGAGCAUCGUCUCGCUGGAGGAUGUGGAUGGCACCGAGACCGUUGACAUGCAGGAGGCGCUGGGUAUUGCUUCACGGCACGCGCAGUCGCUCUUCACGCCGGACCCAGCUCGUGGCGACCCGACGAACGCACGCCGGUCCCUGCUCGACCCUAUUCGCGCAGCGAAAUGCUACGAUGACGACCGCUCGGACCCUACGUUCGGUCGUCGGCUGCCUCGUCAAGCGAGAGUGGCGCUUGACGAGCCCUUCACCCUCCUCGAGGUUGAAGCGGCGUUGAAGAAGACGGAUUCGGGGCGAUCACCGGGGCCCUCGGGCAUUCUGUCAGGAGCACAGCCUGCACUGCCAUCAAUACUCGAAGGAAGUCUCCCAAGUUUGCGGCCGGAGUCGACAUCAGCUACCGGUUUGUUCGUUGCAAGCAUUGUCGGCGCGAUGGUGUAGUCGUGAGGGCGCGCGGGCGCGCACUCAGUGGUCGAGGGUUCGAUCCGCCCGGAGCGUGAUCUGCCUUUUGGUUUCUUUUCCUUUUUGUUAUCCGAGGCCCGGCUUCGGGGUUUUUACCGGUGCCUUGCAGGCAAUCCUUUUUACCCCUGAAGCGACCUCGUGGUGUAGUUAUUUGAUUCAGUCUUUCCUUCGCUCGGAGCACUUCCCUCCUUUUGCUUUUGCCACCCUUCCCCUAGAGCUUGGUCCACUCAUUAUCAUGACUCGUACCCUCCCUCUUUUUACCCAUUUCGCUGGCAAUUAAGUCCGUUACACUUGAUUUGCUGCGAAGCCUUCCGACCGAAUCCACUCCUCGGUUGCUCUCGGUCGACUGCCGCCGCCCAGCCGACUCGACCUUCCCAUCGGCCUGGUCAGCUAUUUCUUGGAUCGUUUGCCCUUCCUCUUUUGUCCGACCUCGUUGGCCACCAUAGUCCGGUACACUGGACUUGCUGCGAGCCUUGCAGCCGCGUAUCCUCCGCGGUUGCCUCUCGGUCGACUUCCGCCGCCCAGCCGACUCGACCUUCCCACCGGCCUGGUCAGCUAUUUCUUGGAUCGUUUGCCCUCCCUCUUCUGUCCGACCUCGUUGGCUACCAUAGUUCGGUACACUGGACUUGCUGCGAGCCUUGCAGCCGCGUAUCCUCCGCGGUUGCCUCUCGGUCGACUGCCGCCGCCUCGGUCGACACCCCCUUCGCUCCUUCGCGCUUUCGCGCGCUCUCUCGCUCUCUCCCUCGUCUCUCGCGUGUAGUCAUCGUCAUCCCCUCCGACGUUGCCUGUCACAUUCCGUACGAGCUCUUCAAGGCGCUGCCAACCUACUUUGCUCCCAAGCUGUUGGACUUGUUCAACUCGAUUUGGGAGGGCGGCAAAAUGACGGCGUCCUUGGCAGAGGGGCUGGUGCGGCUCUUGCCCAAGAAUAAACCGGGGGCCAAUCUGAAAUCACUGGGGGCAUACCGACCGAUCACAUUGCGCGAGACGACCUACAAGGUCCUCAGCAAGGUCUUGGUGGCGCGACUCAAUGGGGUGCUCGGCGAGCUUUUGCCGCCGGCGCAACACGGCUUCAUGCCAUCAAGACGUUCAGCGGACGCGGGAAGUCAUCUCACUCUCCUUCUCGAAAAACUCAAGUCGCUAGGCACUGAUGUUUUCCCCGAGGGCGCCCUCUUGUCUUUGGAUCAGCAGAGCGCGUACGAUCGGGUCGAUCACGCCUGGAUCUUCGAGGUCUUUGAGGCCUUUGGGUUCGGUGAGCGUUUCAUCUCGCUGCUGCGCGCUCUCUACGAUCCCGAGACUCUGGGGGUGCGCUACCUUGUCAAUGGGUUCCCCACGGACUUGGUGCGGUUGCUGUGUGGUCUCGGUCAGGGGGAUCCCCUCUCGUGCCCGGUUUGGAACAUCACGUUCCAGCCCUUCCUCGACGCCCUCGUUCGGCGCGGGAUCGCGCUCGACCUGCAGAAGGUGUGGCCAGGGGGGCCGCGUGCGCAGCUUACGCAUCUGGCGUUUGCCGACGAUGCUGUGGUGGUGGUGGAGUCACCGGCGGCAUUGUCGAAGCUGCAAACGCUGUCGCAGACGUGGUACGAGGCUACCAACGGGAAGACCAACACGGACAAGACGCUGGUGCUACCACUCGGACCGAACUGGCUUCGGGACGAGACUGCGCAGGCGCUGCCAACGGUGCAGGAGGGGGAGAGCUUCAAGUGGUGCGGCUAUGCCUUCUUUCGCCACGGUGACUCGAAACUGUUUUGGACCCAUGUUCUUGACAGGAUCAAGGCCAAGGCCCGCGCCGCUCGAGACCGGACACUUUCGCCGAGUGGGAAGGUUUUCUAUGCCAACGCUCACAUCAUCUCGACGGUCCUCCACGUGCUGUCCUUCGACAUACCGCCUCAAUGGUUCAUUAAGGCGGCGGAGACGGCACUUACGGACUUUGUCUGGGGAGGAGCAGGGCGAAAUACCGUCGCUCGCGAUUUCGUGUUCCAGGCUCGGGAGGACGGUGGCUUGGGUUUGAUUUCGAUUGGCGACAUCGUUCAUUCGGUGGCGCUUCGAUUUUGGGAUGCUGUGGCGGGCUCGGACGAGGCGAUCUGGGCGCCCCUAGCUCGCGAGAGCUGGAGGUCCCUCGUCGCUGCGACCCGCGAUUUCAGUCCGUGGGGGUUCUUCAGCAGCACGGCUCGGGUCGAGAAGCUGUAUCGCGACUCGACGCGCUGGGGGGCAGUCGUUGCAGCGGCCAGGGUCACAGUUCCAACCAUCAAGUCCGAACUCCUUACGCUUCCCGAAUUGCUCUCGCUUCCGCCUCGCCUCCCUUCACUCUAUGCUGAAGGUGCCCAGCACGCAUAUGACGAUGCGGACGCGGUGGCGAAGUUUGCGCAGAUCGCGGACCUGUACUGGAGGGACGAAGGGAAGGGAUGGGCUCUGGUUGGUCAUCGACGCGGGUUCUGGCAGCACUCUAAGGAACCCGCCCUACAGCACGAGCACGUGUGGUCGCGCGUGGGUCAGUUGCUCAAGGCGAAAGCGUUGCUGCCCAAGACCGCGUUGCGACCUGCUCGGAUACCUCUCAUGGAGGCUCCCCGUCCUCGGUGCUUCAACUUCUUUGGGCUCUCCCGACCUUUUACGAUUCGCAAGCUAUGA